AUGCGCAGGCUGUUUUAUGAAGCGAAAUCAUACGUAAUUUCCAGGCUGGUUUGUAGGGAGGAAGUUUGCGUCACACUACAGUGAAUGGCAGAGCUUUUCUCGCUUAUUUUGACAUCAUUACCCCGAAUCCCAACGGAAACCCCUCUAUAAAAAAGGCUGGAAGCAUUUUUUAUUUUCCUCUUCAAGCAUCCAACUUUCUUCCCAUUUUCUUUCUUGACCGCAGAGCGAGUUACACAUUCCUUGAGUUCAUCCAACUUGAAUCUCAACAGUCCUUCCUUUACAAUUUGCGCUUGCGCAUCGACUUUCUUUAACUAAACCACAAUUUUAGCAUCAAUCAUGGUUUCUAUCAAGGCAUUGGUCUCUGAGCUUCGCUCUUGCUACCUGCUCCCUUGCUUCUGGUUUUAAAUUGGCGAAGUCCUAUGAUGCGAGUAACUGGUUUGACUCUUUCACGUACCACAAUGUAAGUCGCAAAGAGUACACUCUGUUACCACCUGUUAUCAGAGCCAUCUGACUUUUCAAUCUUAGAGGGAUGACCCUAUACAUGGAACAGUCGACUACGUUAACCUUACUGAUGCUCAAAAUCUUGGCUUGACCAAGAUUGUCAACGGCCAAGUCUACAUGGGAGCCGAUUCUCAAUCUGUUGUUCCUUCCAACAGCCGAGGACGCAAAUCCAUCUGGGUUACCAGCAAGGAGGACUUCAACCACGGUCUCUUGGUUGGCGAUUUCGCACAUGUUCCAGCCUCCGACUGUGGUGUCUGGCCAGGUUUGUAAGUUCAAUCACUACAAUCAUAUCCCUAGCCUAUUUCAAUGUUCAACUCUGACCCAUCCCCUCACUACAGCUGGGCCAUCCGUGAAGAACUAAAUGCCCCAUACGGCGAAAUCGACAUCCUCGAAUACUUCUCCGACAGCCCACACGGAUACAUCACCCUGCACAGCGAUCCCAAACUCCCCGACUGCGUCUUCAAGCAAUCCUCAUAUGGACAAACCGGAGAAGUCAAUCAAGGCUCAACCUCAUGCUCUGGCGAUAUAGGCUGCUCAACUGUGGGUCCUGACAACGGAGCUGGAACCGGAUUCAACGCCGCUCAGGGCGGCGUCUACGCCAUGGAUUGGACCAGUGAAUACAUCAAGAUCUGGCACUUCGCACGCAGUGAAGUUCCAGCUGAUAUCACGGCCGGAACCCCAAAUCCGUCGAAGUGGAGAUUGCCAAAUGCCAAUUUUGCUUCUAAUGAUGGAGGUUGUGAUCUUGAUAGUAAUUUUCCUCCUCAGACUAUCGUAAGUCUACUUCUUGUGUCUAUAUCUUGACGUUGCUAAGCGAUUGAUCAGUACUUUGACACAACCUUCUGCGGGUCGAUGGCAGGUGGAAAGGGCUGGACAGAUUGGUCCGACUGCUCCAAGAAGACCGGCGUACCAACCUGCGACGAAUUCGUUCGCAAGCACCCGGAAGCAUUCCACAAUGCAUACUGGCUCGUCAACUCUGUCAAGAUCUAUCAAUAG
Molecule: messenger RNA, 1494 nt
Organism: Hymenoscyphus albidus
Lineage: Eukaryota; Fungi; Ascomycota; Leotiomycetes; Helotiales; Helotiaceae
Source: the annotation of a GenBank genome assembly